UGCCCAUGGCAGCCCAUGCAGGCUUCGAAAAAGCUGAUGGCAGCCACAGGGCAGCAGUGCCUGCCCCUGUCCAUGGAUGUCCGGCAGCCCCAGACCAUCGCGGCCGCGGUGGACGGGGCGCUAAAGGAGUUCCAGAGGAUCGACAUCCUCAUUAAUGGUGCUGCAGGGAACUUCCUGUGCCCAGCCAGCGCCCUGUCCUUCAACGCCUUCAAGACAGUGAUAGACAUCGACACCAUGGGCACCUUCAACACCUCCAAAGUCCUCUUUGAGAAAUAUUUCCGGGACCAUGGUGGGGUCAUCGUUAACAUCACGGCGACCCUGAGCUACCGAGGGCAGGCCCUGCAGGUGCACGCUGGGGCUGCCAAGGCUGCCAUAGAUGCCAUGACCCGUCACCUGGCAGUGGAGUGGGGACCCAACAACAUCCGUGUGAACAGCCUGGCCCCCGGCCCCAUCACGGGCACCGAGGGCUUCCGACGCCUGGGUGGGAGAUUGGCUGAGAAGUCGGAGCAGUUCUCGGUGAUCCCGCUGCAGCGCGCGGGGAACAAGACGGAGAUCGCGCACAGCGCGCUGUACCUGGCCAGCCCCCUCUCCUCCUACGUCACCGGCACCACCCUGGUCGUGGAUGGUGGCAGCUGGCUCACCUCCCCCAACAGCUUCUCUGCCUUGCUGGGUAUUGCCUCCUCCUCUGCUAAACUCUAGAUGUCUGGGCUGCAGGAGCAAACCAACCCCACUGAUGGACAGCCUGGGACUGACUGAUGGACAGAUGUGACCUGGGACACCGCAGGGGGACAUCUCCCAGAGCCAGAGCCAGCAGCCACAGCCUCUCCUUGGCCACUGGUGGCAGUGGUGACACUGCCAGCCCUGGGGAACCCAGCUGUGGGGGUGCCCACCCCCAUCCUGUGCCAUUGCUGCCUUCUGACAGCGUGGAGGGCUGAGAUGUUCACUGUCCUUUUGUGGCUCCCUCCAAGCUGCUCUUGUGGCCUUUCCCAAGCCCCGAGCAGUGCCACCCAUGGAUACCCAUCCUCUUAGUCCCCUCUCCCCUGUCUUAGCCUGAGAGCUGCCCAAGACCCCCAGCAGCAGCUCCUUUUUGGGAGGGGGAGCAGCUCAGCCUGCCUGGUGUUGGGGUCAGCCAGUGUGGUGGGCCCAGUUCUGCCUUGGCAACUCUUAGAGGGGAAACCCUGGCAGGGGGAGGUGGCUGUGUCCCCAAGGGGCCCUGGGUGUGACAGAGGUGCUGAGAGGCUGCCAGGGCUGCAGCUGGGAUGCCCCUCUGCAGGGAGCAGGGGGGUGUGAGGGCUGCAGCACUGCAGGUGUCCAGUGGUCUGUGCACACCCAUCUGUCUGUCACACCAGUGUCACACUGUCUCCUUUCAGACACUCAAGCUGAGGGUAGGUGAAGGGCUAGAACUGGAAUCCAGUCCUUUCCUCCUGCUGGGCUGCAGGAGCCACAGCAGGGCUGCCUGGAUGGCACUGCUGGAGCCAGCCCUGUCCCUGGUGUUGGUGCCUCAGGGGACACACUCUGCUCCUGUGCACCCUCCUGCUGCUGCUGGUAGUUGUCAGGCUCACUCUGGAUUCCAUGAAGCUUGUUCUCCCGCUUAAUUGUAUUUCCUACUUGAUUGUAGACUUGCCAGGUUUCUCUCCUUCCUCCAGGCAACAAAUA
Molecule: messenger RNA, 1656 nt
Organism: Ficedula albicollis (Collared flycatcher)
Lineage: Eukaryota; Metazoa; Chordata; Aves; Passeriformes; Muscicapidae
Gene: DECR2
Product: 2,4-dienoyl-CoA reductase 2, peroxisomal
Exons: 7
Coding region: 16-699 (227 amino acids)
Biological process (GO): fatty acid catabolic process
Molecular function (GO): 2,4-dienoyl-CoA reductase (NADPH) activity
Source: RefSeq, a predicted model, not a curated record